AUGUCGCGCGUCUACGCCGAAGUCAACCAGAACAUGCCCAGAAGCUAUUGGGAUUACGAUAGCGUCAACAUCAGCUGGGGUGUUCUGGAGAACUACGAGGUCGUUCGCAAGAUCGGCCGCGGCAAGUACUCUGAGGUAUUCGAAGGUAUCAACAUUGUCAAUUACCAGAAAUGCGUUAUCAAGGUCCUCAAGCCUGUUAAGAAGAAGAAGAUCAAGAGAGAGAUCAAGAUUCUGCAGAACCUGUCUGGUGGCCCCAACAUUGUGGCUCUGCUAGAUGUCGUUCGCGAUAGUCAGAGUAAAACUCCUUCGUUGAUCUUCGAGCACGUCAACAACACCGACUUCCGCAGCCUGUACCCCAAGUUCAAUGACAUUGAUGUUCGCUACUACAUCUUUGAGCUGCUCAAGGCUCUUGAUUACUGCCACAGCAAGGGCAUCAUGCACAGAGACGUCAAGCCUCAUAACGUUAUGAUCGAUCAUGAGAACCGAAAGUUGCGUCUCAUUGACUGGGGUCUGGCUGAGUUCUAUCACCCGGGAACUGAGUACAACGUUCGCGUCGCUUCUCGGUACUUCAAGGGUCCGGAGCUGUUAGUAGACUUCCAAGAGUAUGACUACAGCUUGGAUAUGUGGAGCUUGGGCGCCAUGUUCGCGUCCAUGAUCUUCCGCAAAGAACCAUUCUUCCACGGCCAGAGCAACUCCGACCAGCUCGUUAAGAUCGCCAAGGUGCUCGGUACAGACGAUCUGUUUGACUACCUUGACAAGUACGAGAUCGAGCUCGACCCUCAGUAUGAUGACAUUCUCGGUCGUUUCCAAAAGAAGCCAUGGCAUAGCUUCGUCAGCGCAGAGAACCAAAGGUUCGUCAGCAACGAGGCUAUCGACUUCCUGGACAAGCUUCUCCGAUACGAUCACCAGGAACGUCUGACCGCCAAAGAGGCCAUGGCGCAUGCCUACUUCGCUCCCAUCAGGGACGAAACAACUCUCAAGAAUUAUUUAGGAGGAGCCGUUGUCAGCUCAGAAUCUUGA
Pestalotiopsis fici W106-1 is the source of this 1020-nucleotide messenger RNA. RefSeq names its product Casein kinase II subunit alpha. NCBI's taxonomy places the organism in Eukaryota, Fungi, Ascomycota, Sordariomycetes, Amphisphaeriales, Sporocadaceae. The transcript is spliced from 6 exons. Gene Ontology annotation, cellular component: nucleus; cytosol; protein kinase CK2 complex. The coding region runs from base 1 to 1020 and encodes 339 amino acids. Gene Ontology annotation, biological process: DNA damage response; protein phosphorylation; regulation of transcription by RNA polymerase III. The record is from RefSeq and is a predicted model, not a curated record. Gene Ontology annotation, molecular function: protein serine/threonine kinase activity; ATP binding.